Messenger RNA from Diachasma alloeum, 4671 nucleotides. It is a transcript of the gene tho2, whose product is annotated as THO complex subunit 2. The transcript is spliced from 13 exons. Gene Ontology annotation, biological process: mRNA processing; mRNA export from nucleus. The coding region runs from base 95 to 4381 and encodes 1428 amino acids. The record is from RefSeq and is a predicted model, not a curated record. Gene Ontology annotation, cellular component: THO complex part of transcription export complex. NCBI's taxonomy places the organism in Eukaryota, Metazoa, Arthropoda, Insecta, Hymenoptera, Braconidae. Gene Ontology annotation, molecular function: mRNA binding.
CCACAAUGGCGUCGACAGUGUAACGUGCGUUGUUGAUGCGGUUGUGUUUUUUAACAAAUUGAAGAACCAAAUAUCGUGUAAUAACAAAUGAAAAAUGGCGAUUAAUAAAGGGUGGCAUUCUGAUUUAUGGAAAACAUGGGACAAACAUGGAAAAAAUGAUUACCUCAAGAUAAUCAAGCAGAAGUAUAAGGAAGGCGACACUACAGAAUGGAGACGAGGAUUGUACGAAUUGAUCUCAAAUGGAGUCCAGGGGAAUGUAAAGAAAGACAAUGUGGUAUCUACCCUUGGAGAACUUAUCAGCAUCGAUGCUGCCAUACCCUCCACUAUUGUGGAUUUAUUCACCCUGAUAGAUGCGGAAGUGGUGAACGACAACAGAAACAAUUUUUAUUACAUCGUAAAAGAAAGCGAAAAGUUUUUGACAGAUAGGAUACUCAAAGAACGACUGGAGAUUGACACCCUGCAGGACGUUGGAAUUCUUAAAAAUCGAAACUUUAACACAAAGUUUGUUAAAGUGAAGACAAAACUCUUUUACAAACAACGGAAGUUUAAUCUUUUUCGGGAGGAGAGCGAGGGGUAUUCGAAGCUGAUAGUUGAAUUGAUUCAGGAGAGACCUGCCAGUGAGGUUUCGAAUACUUUAGAAAUUGUCAAAUCUCUCAUAGGUUACUUCAACCUCGACCCCAACCGAGUCCUGGACAUAGUCCUGGAGACAUUCGAGAAUCGCCCGGAGGACGAUGCCCUCUUCAUUCCCCUGAUAAAAUCCUACAUGUGUGACGAACAAGUCCUCUCCGAGGUCCUGGGUUUCAAGUACCGUUCCACAGUGGAAUCCACCCCGUUCUCCCUGCAGAAGCUCACAGCCCUGAUGCUCCAGCACAAAGUGAUUCACCUAGACAACAUUCUCCCCUGGCUGGUCCCGGACGACAAGACCAUCAUCAAGGACCACGAGCAGUCGAUGCGUUCAGCAAAAGAGUACGUUCGAAAGAUGAGUAUAAUCUCGACGAAAGAUCGUGAGGAGGUGCCAGAGGAGCGAGAGCCACCGCAGGACAAGUACUCGGGGAACCAGAAAUUCGGUCUGUGCGAGGCACUGCUGGAGAUUGGCGCCUGGGAGGUGGCCCAGAGCCUCUUCAGUCGUCUCCCAGACCACAGCCUGACAGACCAGAGGCCCAUAGCCCUAGCCCUCUGCCGAAUGGUCCAAUCGAUAGUCGAGCCUGUCUACCGCAAACACUGCAUCAUAUCUCCAAAGCUCCCUGGCAGGAGGAUCCCACCCCUGAACAAUCCCCUGGCUCCACGACCUAUGAACGAUCUCAACGACAUUCACGACCAGCUCUUGCCAAUGCUGAUAAUCCUGGGACCAAAUUUGCAUCACGAUCCCAUCCUGAUGUACAAGAUAAUGAGGAUCUGUCAUGCUGCCAUCAAACAGCACCCACUGGACUCCAACAAACAGCCCAUCGACAGGAGCAGCAGCGUCUACUACGAUAUUCUCACGAUCCUGGACGUUGCCCUGCUGCCCUCCCUCUCGUUUAUGGACUGCAACUGCUGUGUUGCUGAGGAGAUGUGGAAUAUUCUGAAGUAUUACCCUUAUCAGAAUCGUUAUUGUCUGUAUGCCAGGUGGAAGAACGACACGCCCAUGCAGCAUGCUGCAUUGCUGCGCAAACGAGCAGAUGCCCAGAAGAAGAUCAAGUCCAUCAUGAAGAGGGUGAGCAAGGAGACCAUCAAGCCUGUGGGGAGGACCAUUGGCAAGCUGACUCACUCGUCCCCUGGGGUCCUCUUCGACUACAUUCUCAUUCAGAUACAGCUGUAUGAGAAUCUCAUUGGACCUGUUGUGGACUCACUGAAGUAUCUGACCAACAUCUCGUACGAUGUCCUCGGGUACUGCCUCGUGGAGGCACUGGCUGGGGCUGAUCGCGACAGGUUGAAGCACGACGGCAACAGCAUAUCCCAGUGGCUCCAGUCCUUGGCGUCCUUCUGUGGGGCCAUUUUUAAGAAAUAUAAUAUUGAGCUCACGGGGCUGCUUCAGUAUGUGGCUAAUCAGCUGAAGGCGCAGAAGAGUCUUGAUCUGUUGAUACUUAAGGAGAUUGUACAGAAAAUGGCCGGGGUGGAGGCUGCUGAGGAGAUGACUGCUGAUCAGCUUGAUGCUAUGGCUGGUGGAGAUCUCUUGAAAACUGAGGCUGGUUACUUCAGUCAAGUAAGAAACACAAAGAAGUCGUCCCAACGUCUGAAAGAGGCCCUAGCAGAGAACGACCUGGCAGUGGCCCUCUGCCUCCUAAUGGCCCAGCAGAAGCACUGCGUGGUCUACCGAGAGACCGACAAGUCCCACCUGAAACUAGUGGGCAAGCUCUACGACCAGUGUCAAGACACUCUCGUGCAAUUCGGCACCUUCCUCGGCCAAACGAUGACAGUGAACGAGUACGUUGAGCGUCUCCCCGGGAUGCACAACAUGCUCCAGGACAAUCACAUCCACGCGGACGUGGCCUUCUUCCUGGCGAGACCGAUGUUCGCCCACGCGAUAAACAUAAAGUACGACGCCCUCCGCAAAGUGGACCCCAACUAUAAGAGAAUGUCAGCCUCAGUAAAACAAGCGAAAUGGGCAGAGGCAGCGCAAGCAGUGAUGGCCCCAGUAGCUCUGUCAGUUCGUCCCCUGCACCCACCCAAAGUCUGGGAGGACAUAUCCCCCCAGUUCCUGGUGACCUUCUGGUCCCUAUCGAUGUCCGACCUCUUCACACCAGUCGACAGCUACCAGAGGGAGAUCAACAGACUGAAGCAGCUGGCAGCGCAGGCUGCUGACUCGAAGGACAUGAACGCCAGCAAAGGAAAAAAGGAGCAGGAGCGCUACACAACUCUGAUUGACAAGCUCCAGGACGAGAAGAAGAAGCAGGAGGAGCACGUCGAGAAGGUCCUGGCUUACCUGAGACAGGAGAAGGACUCGUGGUUCCUCUCUCGCAGCCCCAAAUCAGCCAAGAACGAGACAAUCACUCAGUUCCUCCAACUCUGCCUCUUCCCAAGGUGCACAUUCACAGCUGUCGAUGCAAUGUACUGCGCCAAAUUCGUUCACACCAUUCACUCCCUGAAAACAGCCAACUUCUCCACUCUCCUCUGCUACGAUCGUCUCUUUUGUGAUAUUACGUACUCGGUUACCUCUUGCACUGAGAAUGAGGCCAAUCGUUAUGGACGAUUUCUCUGUGCCAUGCUGGAGACUGUCAUGAGGUGGCACUCGGAGAAGGCCAUUUUUGAUAAAGAGUGCAGCAAUUAUCCUGGAUUUGUUACCAAAUUCAAGGUCAGCAAUCAGUUCUCGGAGGCUAAUGACAUGGUGGGAUUUGAGAAUUAUCGCCAUGUGUGCCACAAGUGGCAUUAUAAGAUCACUAAGGCCAUUGUUGUGUGUCUGGACUCCAAGGAUUACGUGCAAAUCAGGAAUUCUUUCAUCAUUUUGAUCAAGAUUCUUCCGCAAUUUCCAGUUAUUGCUAAACUCUCGGGGAUUCUCGAGAGAAAAGUGGAGAAGGUGAGGGAGGAGGAGAAGGGACAGAGGCAGGAUCUCCAUGUGCUGGCGACUUCGUACAGUGGACAGCUGAAGGCGAAGACUCCACACAUGAUCAAGGAGGCUGAGUUUCAUCAUGUUAAUGACAGGACUGCCAAGAGCCAGGAGGGGGCGAACAAUGAGACGAGUGAGAAGGUCAGCAAUGGCAUCGGCUCGAAGGAGGGGGUCAGCAAUGGGGAGAGCAGGGAGAAGGAGAAGGAGAGCAAGGAGGCCAGGGAAAAGAGGUCUGCUAAUAAUUCGGGGAAUCAUGAGGUGGUGGAGAAGGUGAGGAAGAAGGAGGAGGGCAAGGAUGUUGUCGAGGUGAAGGAGAAACAUGUCAAGAAGGAGGAGAAGGGUGAGAAGGACGAUGAGGGGAGUGAGAAGAAGGAGAGGAAGUCCAAGGAGGAGAGUUAUUAUGGAGGAGGGGUGGAUCAUUUGGACAGGGAUCUCUCUAGUGUCUCGAAUAGUAGUGCUAGCAGCUCGGGGCAGAAUCAGGAGGCGGAGAGAGAGCCCAAGAGGAGAAAAGUAGAAAGCAUUCCUAAAGAAAGCAGACGUACUGAGGCUGCAAGUGAAAAGAAAGAAAGAUCUGCUAAGACUAAAGUUAGAGAUGAGCAGAAAGAGCUCAGACGAGAGAAAAAACUCGGUCGUAAGAGGGAUCGAGCAGAGGAGGUCGUCGUUGCGGCUGAACAGAAGCGGAGGAAAGAUGAUGAUCGGGCAAAAAAUACCCACCAAAAUGGCGACGUCCCUGAGCACAGAGAGAAACAUCACUACAGCAAGGAAAAGUCUCCUUACACGAAGGAGAGGACCCACGAGCGUGAGGGACGAGAAGGCAGAGACAAACAUAGGAGGAGUUCAGAUCCCAAACGAAGAUGAUGUAAACCAACUGACGGAGUUUGACUUACAUUUUAUAUUCCCACGUUUGAAUGUUGUAUGUAAUAACAGCAAAUCUUUCAAAGAAAAUAAUAAUAACAAUGAUAGAAGUAAUAAAAUCUCAAUAGUAAAUAAUUUUUAUAUUAAAUCAUCAAGAAUCCAAUUUUACACAAUAAUAAACGAAAAAAAAUGAAACGAAUUUCUAGUAUAAACUGAUUCCUCGUGAAUUAUUGUGUGUGCAGUCUCUCUGUGAUAAAUCCACUUUUAAUGAAUAAAUAAUAUUGAUGAAAUUA